Messenger RNA from Saprolegnia parasitica CBS 223.65, 1006 nucleotides. RefSeq lists its product as hypothetical. Gene Ontology annotation, molecular function: heme binding; peroxidase activity. The coding region runs from base 25 to 948 and encodes 307 amino acids. The transcript has a single exon. The record is from RefSeq and is a predicted model, not a curated record. NCBI's taxonomy places the organism in Eukaryota, Oomycota, Saprolegniomycetes, Saprolegniales, Saprolegniaceae. Gene Ontology annotation, biological process: cellular response to oxidative stress; response to reactive oxygen species; hydrogen peroxide catabolic process.
UCCGACUUCGCACGCCGUCGUACCAUGCUUCGCAAAAUGCUCUUCGCUCUCCUCGCGUGCGUCGUCACGUUCUCGAGUGCGCUCACGCAGCGCGACGUCGAGACUGCCAAAGGCCUCCUUCGCCAAGUCGCCGGGCCCAUCAACUCGAACCAAUUUCUUCAGUUUGCCGGGCGCAUGCUCCAGCUCUGGUUCCACGACAUCGACACCUUUGGUGCUGUCGCCAACGGCGGCCCCAACGGCUGCGUGAACGCGCAGUCGGGCGCCAACGCCGCGGUCCUCGGCGUCAUCUCCUCGAUCAACCAGAUUCACAAGCAAAUGCGCGGCGUCAUUUCCAAGGCCGACCUCUACGUGCUCGGUGCGUCGGUCGUCAUCAUGGACUCGAUCCCCAAGGGCUCGCCCGUCGGCAUGGAUCUGCUUGGUACCUUUACGACGGGCCGCCCCGACAAGGCUGUGUGCGACCUUCAGAACGUCCUGCCCAACCCGACUGGCGCGAUUUCGACGGUCCAGCAGGCGGUCUCGCAGCGUCUCGGCUUGACCAAAGCCGAGACGGUUGCGCUCAUGGGCGCGCACACGCUCGGCGGCGCGCACACGUCGAUCUCGGGCUUCACCGGACCGUUUGAUGACACACCGGCAGUCUUUGACAACGUCUACUAUACGUCGUACUUGACCAAGCAGUGGAUCAAGAAGCAAGGCCAGUCGGGUGUCUUCUGGGCUGCCAACGACAACUCGGGCACGAUCCGCUUCAACGUCGAUAUGUCCCUUGCGAUUGACACGUCGCGCUGCCGCACGAACCAAGGUUGCCCGCUCCAGCCGCAGGGCACCAUGGACUGGAUCAAGCUCUACGCGUCGGACGCGGCGCAGUGGCACCAGAACUUUGCCUCGGCGUUCCAAAAGGUGAGCGCCAACGGCAUCCGCGGCCUCGUGCCUGUGUCGCAGCUGCGGGCCUAAGGUGCGCCGCCUCUUGUCCUCCACGUAAAUCUAAUCCGAGUGCUGUUUUUAUCGCCCA